AUGGGUAGGGGGAGAGGCAGAGGGAGGAAGCAGCUCACCAACGGCAGGAGCAGGACACACGAGGACAAGGGGAGCAGCGGCGAGGAGGUCGUCGUGCCUGCAAGGAAGAGGAGGGGACGGCCGCAGAAGCGUGUCGCUGCUGAGAAGAUCAUUGAAGCAGAGAUGAAGAAACUGGAGGCGGCCGCCGACGAUGGCGACGUGGACUACGUGGUGGGAGCAGGGGAUGGUGCCAAGCUGAAGGGUUCAAGAACAGAGCAUGCUUCCGCAGGAGCUGGUGGCAACAAGAGGAACAGGUUGCCCAAGGAAGAAGAGGAAUCAAAUCUUGACGUCGAGGAGAACAGCUCCAGCACUCGGUCCAGCAAUGAUGAGUCGAUCAGGUCCAAUGGCUUCCGGCAGUCAGGAAGCCGCCGGAAGAGCACCCCACGGCGAGCGGCGGAGGCAGGGCUAUAG
This is a messenger RNA of Miscanthus lutarioriparius, 450 nucleotides long. NCBI's taxonomy places the organism in Eukaryota, Viridiplantae, Streptophyta, Magnoliopsida, Poales, Poaceae. The record is from the annotation of a GenBank genome assembly.